Molecule: messenger RNA, 894 nt
Organism: Zygotorulaspora mrakii
Lineage: Eukaryota; Fungi; Ascomycota; Saccharomycetes; Saccharomycetales; Saccharomycetaceae
Gene: ORT1
Product: Ort1p
Exons: 1
Coding region: 1-894 (297 amino acids)
Biological process (GO): mitochondrial L-ornithine transmembrane transport
Molecular function (GO): L-ornithine transmembrane transporter activity
Source: RefSeq, a predicted model, not a curated record
AUGGAGGAUAGCAUUAUCAUUGCAGAACAAAGGGACAGAGGGCUCCAAAGUAAAGCAUUACGAGAUAUAAUCAAUGGAUCUAUCGCAGGAGCCAUUGGUAAGACAAUUGAAUACCCUUUCGAUACCAUCAAGGUGAGAUUGCAAACGCAAGACUCGAAACUUUUUCCAACCACGUGGUCUUGCAUACAAUAUACUUAUAAGAACGAGGGUAUAAUGAGAGGAUUCUUUCAGGGUAUUGGAUCACCAGUGUUUGGAGCAUCAUUAGAAAAUGCUGUUUUAUUUUUUUCUUAUAAUCAAUGUGCAGCACUUCUGGAGAAGCACACAGAAUUCUCGCAGUUACAACAAAUUAUCACUUCUGGUGCCUUUGCGGGAUCAUGCGCAAGUUUAGUAUUAACACCUGUGGAAUUGAUCAAAUGUAAGUUGCAGGUCUCAAAUUUGCAAAAUGCUGCAAAGGGCGAAACAAGGCCUACACAAAUCAUACCUACAAUAAAAGCUGUUCUUAAGGAAAGAGGACUUUUGGGUUUAUGGCAAGGUCAGUCAGGCACCUUCUUGAGAGAAUCAUUUGGUGGCUGCGCAUGGUUUGCCACUUACGAACUGUUGAAGGAGUACCUGAAAAGUACCCACAAGGACGGUAGUGAUGUUUACACUUGGGAGCUGCUUGCCAGUGGUGCAUCCGCAGGUCUGACAUAUAAUGCAAGUAUUUUUCCCGUCGAUACCUUAAAAUCAAUGAUGCAAACAGAGCAAAUAGGAUUAAUUGACUGUGCCAAAAAAAUCUUUGCAAAAUCAGGUAUCAGUGGAUUUUAUCGUGGGCUAGGUAUAACUUUAGCGAGAGCAGUACCAGCUAACGCAGCCGUCUUUUACACCUAUGAAUCACUGUCAAAAAUGAGUUUUUAG